AGGUCCACACCACUGUGCUGUGCUCUUCACGUGACCUCCCUCACCCCCUUCUUCCUCCUUUCAACUGUUUUCCCUCCACGAAAAAGUUUCCAGCUGUUUUACAAUAAACUAUGAAGUUGCUGCAUUCGUAGAGAGAGGGGAAUACAACUCAUUCAGGACAGGACAGGGCUGGAUAGAAGAUAUUUAGGAUCUUGUCGUGACAGCAUUUUGUUGCAAUUGAAGAAUUGGUCUUUGGUUUCACUGGCAUUGUUUGCUGAGGGAGGGAUCUAGGGUUUCCAUUGCCUACGAUCUAAUUCUAGUCAUUUCCUUUCUCCUCUCUCAAUAAUGGUAUUUCCUUUCUCGACAAUAUUGUUAAUUAUUUCUUCUUGCUUAAUGCUGAAUUAUUGAAGGGAAUUUGUAAAGGUUUUAGAAAUAUCUGUUGCUUUUUAUAGAUAAUUAAAAGUACUCAGUUUAGUUUUUUAUUGUAUAAAGUGUUGUGCAAUGUCUAGAGAGUAGAUAAUGUGAGUGGAGUGUUAUUCUAACCGUAAUCCUGCCCAGAGAGGCCAACCAAACACUUUGGACAUUGUUAGAAACUCAUGAAACUGACAAUCAAAUCAACAUUCUGACUUACCGAAAGUAAUUUUUGGAACUUAUGAAUUGGAACAUGUGGUAAGUAAUCUUUGAACUCGUGAUUUGGAACAUGUGGUAAGAUAUGUCAAGGGCUGUAGCCAGAAUUCGUAACUGAUUUAAAUGUAUGGAGUGUGUAGCUUGAUGAUGGUCAGUUGAGCUGAAUAAUAUUUUUUUUAUGAGAUUCUGUUCGUAGUAGCAGUUAUACUUGCUCCAGCCGCUUCCGUGUUUGGGUGGAUGCUAUUUUUUUUUUUUUUAAAUGCUGCUUCAUGCUCAUAAAUGAGACUUUCGUGCUUUACUCACUCGGGUUGAUGUUCCGAUGAACUGGCAGGCCACACAGGCUGCUCAAGGCAGUUCAAUAGUUGGAUCUUUUGUUUGGGUGGAGGAUCCUGAGGAAGCAUGGAUGGAUGGGGAAGUUGUGGAAGUUAAUGGUGAAGAUAUUACAGUAAACUGUGCAUCAGGGAAGAUGAAACCUGGCGGCAUCAUUGCUCUUCUUGACGAAGCUUGUAUGUUUCCUAGAUCAACACAUGAAACAUUUGCAGAAAAGCUUUAUCAGACUUUCAAAGACCACAAACAUUUUAGCAAGCCUAAGUCACGCAGUGACUUCACCAUUUGUCAUUAUGCUGGUGAUGUGACAUACCAAACUGAACCUUUUCUGGAUAAGAACAAAGAUUAUGUUGUUGCGGAGCAUCAAGCUCUCCUGAGCGAGUCCAAGUGCUCCUUUGUUUCAGGCCUGUUUCCGCCAUUGCCUGAGGAAUCUGCCAAAGCAUCAAAAUUCUCAUCAAUAGGUUCUAGGUAUAAGCAACAACUACAAGCAUUGCUUGAAACACUGAGAGCCACAGAGCCACACUGCAUGCAUUUUGUAAAGCCAAAUAAUGUUCUAAAGCCUGCCAUCUUUGAGAAUAAUAAUGUUUUACAGCAACUACGUUGGAGUGAUGGAGGCAAUUAGGAUUAGCUGUGCUGGAUAUCCCACAAGAAAGACAUUUGGAUGAAUUCGCCUGUUGUUUUGCCAUUCUGGCACCAGAUGUGCUGCAUGGCAGCUGUGAUGAGGUUAGUGCUUGCAAGAGGGAAGGCGAACCUUGAAGGUUAUCAGAUCUUGAAUUAUAUGGUGUUUUGAUUGACACCCCUUCUGUUAUGUUCUGCCCAAUUAGUCAUUAAAUAUCACAUACAAGGUACAUAUGUUUUCCUUAAAAACUACAAAAAAGUCAAAAAACUGCCAAGAGUUUUUAAUAUUGGUGAGGAUCGAUUUUUCUAAUUUUUUUGACCAAUUUUUUUAUAUGAUAUUUUGAUAUUUUAUAAGAAUACAUGUGCAGCUAGCAUGUUAUUUAACAAAAAAAUGGAUGGACUGUAAUGGAAGGGUUGUCAAUCAAAAUGACCUAGGAUGCAGUUUUGAUAGUUCAAGGGGUGUUUGUACGGAUUAUCCCAAACUGUUGUUAUUGCAUAUUUUCUACGUAUGGAAUAAACUAGGAUGCAGUUUUUUUUCUCCCUAUCAGUAGAUGGGCGAGCCCAUUGCAUUUUUUCAAUGAUUUAAAAUCUUCCAUAAUGUAUGCUGUAAUGUUUUGUUAAAAACUAACAAGAAUGAAAUGAUUCAUUGCAUGGACCAUUGAAAUCCAUUUUUAUGUUAACCAUAGAUUUUGAUUAAGUGUCAUCCUCUAUUGAGAUUUUACUUUUGUUGCUUAUCUUGCCAUUCCUUUUUCCCUUUGGUUUUCUUUUGUAAUUAGAUUUGUAGACUUUUCAUGUUGUUGCAUUGAUGUAUUCUUAUGCAAAUGUUUGAAGAAAUCUGCUAUAGCAUUCGGAUGUUGGAAUACAGAUUUGGAAACCAGUUUUUUCCUUGGCUUGAAUGCAUGUUCUUUUUAAUUUUUACUACCAAGAAAAAUGACAAUGGUAACUGCGAACCUUGGUCAAAAAUAUCAACUAAGCCUACCCUCCUGCUAUUCAGAAUUCAUCUAACUGCGAACCUUGAUCCUAAUUUCGUCCCAGACGUUCUAGGUUUAUGGUAACUGGUCUAUACGUUUGGAGUUUGAUAUUCUGUAAUUUGCUAAAAAAUCAUUAGUUUUGAGAAUGCUAACUUGUUCUUUUGCCUCAGCAUUCUUGUCACCUGACACUAUAAUUUAUUACUUUUUCCAGUCCUUUUCCCCAUAUUUAAGUUGAAUUGUACUUUAGUAUUUUUAUAAACCAUCAUCCCCUUUGUAAAGUUUAGUUGGGCAUAUGAAAUUCUGCAUUAGCUGCUUUUCUGCUAUGGUAAAAUAGAAAUGAUUCUUACAAUUGUAUUUUUUUCUAUCCUAGUUCAGCAUACCGUUUCCUUCCAGGUUAUACACUAGAAAUCAAGAAUUUCAUAUGAUGAAAUUACAAAUGACCUUUGCCGGUAUGCCUCCCCCUCCCUCCUGUCUCUCACAGAGAGCGCGCGUGCACAGACGCAUCUUGAAUUGACAAAACAUCAUAGCUAUUGGAGAGCUAGUUAUGACAGCAAAAUUCAAUUAAAAGAACUUGGUGGAAGCAGGCGCAUUGUUUGGCAAUUUGUCAUUAAUGAAUCAAAGGAUAAUGAUAGCAAUACUACACUCUUACUAACUGCUGUGGCGGUGGCAGCCAGUGACAGGUGUUGUGUGGUUCAUGAUAAAAUGUGAUAGGUCAAUUUAGGGAUCACUAUGUGUGAUUUUAGUGAAUGUUGGUAAAAUUGUCUUUACAUCUUGCAUACUAUGUGAGCAAUUGCCAAGUUAUAGUUUUUCUGGUUAAUAUAUCAAGAUUGCCAUGCUCUGCAUCAUUCAAACUCUCUCUCUCACAUCAUUUCUUCCUGGUUUCAGGUCCUGAGUGUCCAACAGUUACACAGAGUAUGUACUUUAUACUGUGAUGACAACUACAGUACUCUUAAGUGUAUCUCCCGAUGUGAUUUCCAGCAUGAAAAUACUAACAAAUGAUUUGAAUGAUCAUUACUCAUUCAAAAAUUUCUUCACUAGAACAACAUUAAACAAGAUAAAAUUGAUUUUUAUACUGAUUAAAGAUGCACCAAACAACUUCACAAAAAAAUUAUCAUGUUCCGUCCAUGACAUACCAAUCAUUACCUUCUUCUUACUGAAUGAGCAGCGGUUGUUGCCGAAGGACAAUGCCCUCGGUCUUCAGUACUUGCACGAGGUGAUGAUGGCAGAAUCUUGUUAAAUUCAGAGUCAGAUGUUAUAGAACUAGGCUGUAAUUGUACUCAACAGAGACAAGUUGAAGUGUUUUGGUUCGGAAAACAUUUUCCACCUCUACAUUACAUAUCUCUGGGAAAAGGAAGGAAAAGAAAAGAAGAAGCAAAGAGUUCUGUUAUCUGCCAUUGCCGAGUCGUUUCUCUGGUUUAACUUCGAUGCAUGUCCUCAGCUCUCGUCUCAGUCGAAUGUCAUGG
Populus nigra (black poplar) is the source of this 3985-nucleotide messenger RNA. RefSeq names its product myosin-6-like. Gene Ontology annotation, molecular function: actin filament binding; ATP binding; microfilament motor activity. The coding region runs from base 926 to 1555 and encodes 209 amino acids. Gene Ontology annotation, cellular component: vesicle; actin cytoskeleton; myosin complex. Gene Ontology annotation, biological process: vesicle transport along actin filament; actin filament organization. The transcript is spliced from 9 exons. The record is from RefSeq and is a predicted model, not a curated record. Lineage: Eukaryota; Viridiplantae; Streptophyta; Magnoliopsida; Malpighiales; Salicaceae.